CAAGACGCUGGGCCCUGAGCCUAGGGACCUGACAUGACUGGACCAGCUUGCAUAGCUCUCAGCUGGGCCUUCAGUUGACAGGUCACAGUUACAGUAAAGGUGGACAACCUUUAUGUAUCAGUUAGUCCGGACCAUUUACAUUGCACUGGAUGAUCAUAUGAUGGUUUCAAAGGCUCAGAGGCUUCUCUCUCCUUUCUCUCUCUUUGGUGGGGGAAUUAGGGUCAGGCCCAGCAGGUGUAAGACUUGCUGCGGCCAUGCCCCUUAAUCCUCGAUUUGCUGAGCAAGGGCUUCCAUCCCAGUCUUCCCUGAUCCUGUCAGCUCUCAGACUAUGAGUUAGUAUGGCUGAGGAGGAAGGUGAUGUGGACGAGGAGGAUGUGUUCCUGGCAUUUGCCCAGGGUCCCUGUCCUCCAAGGAGUCCCUUCCGUCGGGCCUUGGACAAAGCCUUCCUUGUCUUCCUGUUUCUCAUCCUGACACUACUGACACUGGAGGCUGUUUGUAAGCUGCUGUGGCUGCUACCAUGGACAAAGUUUGGGGACUGGCUCCUGAGAACACCUCAGAAGGAAGAGGAGCUGGAAUUGUGACCACCUUUCCUAUAAAUAUUCUCUUCCCCUGCUACAAAGCUCUCCCAGAGGAAGAGGAAGAGACCAGUGGAGACUCAAGGUAUUUUACAAGUCUCAUUUCAUCCAACAGCGGCAAUUUGCACAGAUUCUCCUCAAAGCCCCCGCCCCACAUCGCGGUCCUAUGGCCCUGGAGCUCCUGGACAAGGCACGGCCUCCAGGUCAUCACUGCUUGCACCUCGGGCACCCCACCAGAAAGGAACGGAGAACCACCUAGGUCUCACCUGCUGGGUUGGUUAUUAGUUCCUUGGAGGCGCUUAAAACGAAAUCAAUGACAAUAGUAAUAAUAAUAAUAACAACAAAUUUGUGUAGCGAAUUGUGCUCGUUUGUAUGCAUGUGUUAUGAUUUCACUA
Molecule: messenger RNA, 970 nt
Organism: Nyctereutes procyonoides (raccoon dog)
Lineage: Eukaryota; Metazoa; Chordata; Mammalia; Carnivora; Canidae
Gene: SMIM40
Product: small integral membrane protein 40
Exons: 2
Coding region: 339-581 (80 amino acids)
Source: RefSeq, a predicted model, not a curated record